Molecule: messenger RNA, 1395 nt
Organism: Sphenostylis stenocarpa
Lineage: Eukaryota; Viridiplantae; Streptophyta; Magnoliopsida; Fabales; Fabaceae
Source: the annotation of a GenBank genome assembly
AUGGGUACCCCCGGAAAUGAUGAUUCAAGCACCCAGAUACCUGAGAGCGCAAAAAGUUCUUACCUUUUCAGGUACAAUUCGCCGUUGAUUCAGACCGUUCUUAUUGGGUUCGUAUGCUUUUGCUGCCCCGGCAUGUUCAACGCCCUCUCCGGCAUGGGUGGCGGCGGGCAACUUAACACCACUGCAUCCAACAACGCCCUCACCGCCCUCUACACCACUUUCGCCGUCUUCGGCAUCCUCGGCGGUGGAAUCUAUAACAUCCUCGGACCCCACCUCACCCUCUUCGCUGGUUGCUCCACCUACGUCCUCUACGCCGGCUCCUUCCUCUACUACAACCACUACCAGCACCAGUUCUUCGCCAUCACCGCCGGCGCCAUUCUCGGAAUCGGCGCUGGCCUUCUCUGGGCGGCGCAGGGCGCCAUCAUGACCUCUUACCCGCCGGAAAAUCGCAAAGGCACUUACAUUUCCAUCUUCUGGAGCAUCUUCAACAUGGGGGGUGUCAUCGGUGGGUUAAUUCCCUUCAUUUUGAACUACAACCGUGGUGACUCUGCUGCCACCGUCAACGACGGAACCUACAUAGGGUUCAUGGCUUUUAUGUCCGCUGGGGCUGUUUUGUCGUUGACCAUUUUGCCAGCCAGCAAGGUUGUUCGCGAUGAUGGCACUAGGUGCACCAACAUGUUGUACUCCAAUGUGACAAACGAAUGUUUUGAAAUUCUCAAGCUUUUCUACAAUUGGAAGAUGCUUCUCAUUGUUCCCGCUGCUUGGUGUAGUAACUUCUUCUACACCUACCAGUUCAACCAUGUUAAUAAGCUGCAGUUCAAUUUGAGGACUAGAGGGUUCAACAACGUGUUCUAUUGGGGGGCGCAGAUGCUUGGUUCGAUUGGGAUUGGUUAUGUGAUGGAUUUCAGUUUCAAGAGUCGCAGGAAAAGAGGGGUUGUGGGAGUGUGUGUGGUUGCUCUUCUAGCUUCUGGUAUAUGGGGUGGUGCACUUGCUAAUCAGAUUAAUCGUGACCUCGUUGCGGUCUUGGAUUUUAAGGAGGGUUCUCGCUAUGCUGGACCCUUUGUCUUGUUUUUCUGUUUUGGCUUGCUUGAUGCCAUGUUCCAAAGCAUGGUCUAUUGGGUUAUUGGGGCCCUCGCCAACGAUUCUGAGAUUCUUAGCAGGUAUGUAGGGUUCUAUAAAGGCGUACAAAGUGCAGGGGCUGCAGUGGCUUGGCAAAUUGACAACCAGAAGGUGUCAGCUAUGACUCAGUUGAUUGUGAAUUGGGUAUUGACCACUGUUAGCUAUCCCUUGUUGUUGGUUCUGGUUGUGUUGGCUGUGAAAGAGGAGAACAAGGGAGAAGAGGAACAAGCAAAACAGGUUGCGCCUUCAUCGGCUGAAAAUGGCUUUGUUCAGUGA